Molecule: messenger RNA, 4127 nt
Organism: Mus pahari (shrew mouse)
Lineage: Eukaryota; Metazoa; Chordata; Mammalia; Rodentia; Muridae
Gene: Usp14
Product: ubiquitin specific peptidase 14
Exons: 16
Coding region: 54-1667 (537 amino acids)
Biological process (GO): proteasome-mediated ubiquitin-dependent protein catabolic process; regulation of proteasomal protein catabolic process; protein deubiquitination
Molecular function (GO): proteasome binding; protein binding; cysteine-type deubiquitinase activity
Source: RefSeq, a predicted model, not a curated record
UGGCUUCCUGGGCGAACAGCGUGCUGCUGCGUCAUCGCCAGUGGCCGGUUUGAAUGAGCCUCGUCGCACCGGAGCUGCCGCCUCCACCUCGCUUCCUCCCCGGCCGCCUCCACGAGUUGCUUCGUAUUUCUCGGCGCCCUUGUCAGACCCAGCCUCCCGCGCCGUUUCUCCCUUCCUGCCUCGCCAUGCCACUCUACUCUGUUACAGUAAAAUGGGGAAAGGAGAAAUUUGAAGGUGUAGAAUUGAAUACUGAUGAACCUCCAAUGGUGUUCAAAGCCCAGCUUUUUGCAUUGACUGGAGUCCAGCCAGCCAGACAAAAAGUUAUGGUGAAAGGAGGAACCCUGAAGGAUGAUGACUGGGGAAACAUCAAAAUGAAAAAUGGAAUGACUGUACUAAUGAUGGGGUCAGCAGAUGCUCUUCCAGAAGAACCCUCUGCUAAAACUGUCUUCGUAGAAGACAUGACAGAAGAACAGUUAGCAACUGCUAUGGAAUUGCCAUGUGGAUUGACAAACCUUGGUAACACUUGUUACAUGAAUGCUACAGUUCAGUGUAUUCGUUCUGUGCCUGAACUCAAAGAUGCCCUUAAAAGGUAUGCAGGUGCAUUGAGAGCUUCAGGGGAAAUGGCUUCAGCACAGUAUAUUACUGCAGCUCUUAGAGAUUUGUUUGAUUCCAUGGAUAAAACUUCUUCUAGUAUCCCACCUAUUAUUCUGCUGCAAUUUCUGCACAUGGCCUUUCCACAGUUUGCAGAGAAGGGCGAACAAGGGCAGUAUCUUCAGCAGGAUGCUAACGAAUGCUGGAUACAAAUGAUGAGAGUCCUGCAGCAGAAGCUAGAAGCUAUAGAGGAUGACCCUGGUAGAGAGACGGAUUCUUCAUCUGCAUCAGCAGUGACACCUUCUAAAAAGAAAAGCUUAAUUGAUCAGUAUUUUGGUGUUGAGUUUGAAACUACCAUGAAAUGUACAGAAUCUGAAGAAGAAGAGGUCACCAAAGGGAAGGAGAAUCAGCUUCAGCUCAGUUGCUUCAUUAACCAGGAAGUGAAGUAUCUUUUCACAGGGCUGAAAUUGCGACUUCAGGAAGAAAUUACUAAACAGUCUCCAACACUGCAGAGAAAUGCUUUGUACAUCAAAUCUUCUAAGAUCAGCCGGCUACCUGCUUACUUAACUAUUCAAAUGGUUCGAUUUUUUUAUAAAGAGAAAGAAUCUGUGAACGCCAAAGUUCUUAAGGAUGUUAAAUUUCCUCUUAUGUUGGAUGUUUAUGAACUCUGUACACCAGAACUUCAGGAGAAAAUGGUCUCUUUUCGGUCAAAAUUCAAGGAUCUAGAAGAUAAAAAAGUGAAUCAGCAACCAAAUGCAAAUGACAAGAAUAGUCCUCCAAAAGAGAUUAAGUAUGAACCCUUUUCAUUUGCUGAUGAUAUUGGCUCCAAUAAUUGUGGCUACUAUGACUUACAAGCAGUGUUAACUCACCAGGGAAGAUCUAGUUCUUCAGGUCAUUAUGUAUCAUGGGUGAAAAGAAAACAAGAUGAAUGGAUCAAAUUUGAUGACGAUAAGGUCAGCAUUGUAACCCCAGAAGAUAUUCUGCGGCUGUCUGGUGGUGGAGACUGGCACAUUGCUUAUGUUCUACUUUAUGGGCCUCGAAGAAUUGAAAUAAUGGAAGAAGAAAGUGAACAGUAAUCUUCAAUUUAGCUAUUUAUGCUUAGGUGUGAAUGUUUUUGUUGUUGUUGUUGUUGUUGAACAUUUCUAUAAUCUUGCGCUCUAAAGAGAAUGAGAACAGAACCAAGCCACUUGUGCAUCUUCAAUCUUAAGACUGUGGAAAAUUACGUUUGGGUGCUACCUGGUGUAAAGGUAGCUUCAAGACAUUCUUCAGAAUCUCAUUUUUGCAUUAAUUCUUAGAAAUUCUUGGCUGAAAUUUAGCAGUGAUGUUUAUUGCACACCUAUUUGUUGUUCUUGCAUGGUUAAUAUCACCGUUCAGUAGCUGCCCGUCCUUUGCCUUAUCUAACCAAUAUUUUUCUAGGAAGGUGGAAAACUGUUGCUCUCAUCGUGUAACUCAGUGCUGCUGUCCACAUCCCAUCAACUGGGUGCAAUCAAGUAUUGUCCAGACUGACUGUUGCUGGCCUUUCAUGACUUUACAAUAAAUUGUGAUCAAUAAGAACACACUUGAUUAUACACUUAUUAUUGUGUCUCUAAUGUACUGUGGUUUAUAUUUUAAACUUUGCAUUGGUUUUUGUAGUAAUCAUAAUGUGUAAACAAGCUCUGGUUGCUUGGAAACCAAGGAUAAUAAUAAAAAAAUAAGGAAAAAGAGGGAUUAACAACUUUUGACAUCGUUUCUUUUUAGCAUUAGAGCUUGGCUGAAGAGUCAGAUGGAUUCAGUACUAUACAGUUUCCGCAAAUGGCUAAUAAUCCUAAGCAGUCAAGAAUCCAUUUAAAAUACAAGAAACUUUAGCUUGGCCAGUGUUAUUACAAAAGAAAUACAAAAUAGUAAAGGUGAUGAAUCAGUUCCUUUGGACAGUGAAUUCUGUGAUCAGUUUCAUUCUCAUACAUUUGUUGUUUCUAUUUUCUUCCCCAAAGUCUUUAUGCCCAUCUUGAAAGUUACUGAUUUUUAAAAUUAAGAUAUACAUUACCAAGAGUAUUGUUUAUUAAUCUACUGACUACCCAGUGAGUAAGUCAGUCCUUAGAUAUUUCAGGAACUUUAGCAAUCUAUGGAAAGGGUGAAGUGUUGAAUAUUAGUGAACUGAUCUGAUUUGGAUUAUUAAUAACAUUUCAGGAAUAUUAGGACAUCUUGGACCUUAUGUUUUAAUGCUCUGUAAAGUACCCAAGAUUCCUUUAGGAUAAUAAAUCUGUAACAGUGUGGGUAAGUCAGCAUUUUAGGUUUGUAAAUAGUUUGGUAUCUUAAACAUUAUUAGCAGUUGAGACUCCUUACAAUGGGGAGUGAAAACAUGGAAUGAAACAGUACUCUGUGUAUAUAGUUUAUGUCAUGACCCCUGGGUCUUAUUUGCUAGAACAGUUGUAGAAUGAAGUAAUUUGGCACCUGUGUUUUCCUACUUAACCAGGUGAGGUAGAUUUAGAACAAAUAUGCCAAAACUAUGUUUAGAAUGCAUUAAGAAUUAAAAAAAAAACUAUUAUACAAAAAGCUUGGUGAUAGUUUAUUUGACCUAAAAAAGCAUUCCAAAAAUAAUUCUUUAAAGUAGAAAUAGUAUUUCCAUCAUUUUGUUUUAAAUAAGGUUUGUUUUAGAAUGCAUCCUUGAAUGUAAGAGAGAUGAGGCAAAAAACAUUCUCCUUCCUUUCAAUUCCUGAACAUGCCUUAAUUUGCUUACUGCAGAAGACAUCUGGAGGCUAGGGUCACUGCUUUCCGAGCUAGUAGAGUGCAGUUCACCACUUCACAGUGGUCUGCCCAGUAGCCCUUCCUAAACACCCACAGGAAAUGCUGUAUGGGAACAGAACAUGAACAUCUUAACCUUCACCCAGUAUACAUACAGGGUAUUUUCAUAUAUCAAGUGAACUGACAGGAAUCCCUGGGUGUUUAAAGACUUGAGGAGGUCAAGUAAUCUUUGUAAAGCUAAAGGAGUAGUUGGGUCUUAGAUUCCACUUCACAUAAAGUUAGAGCUAGCAAACAUUUUGUUUUGGCCAAACAGCAAAUGAUUUGGUUUUUGCAGGCCCCUGGCUAUCAGUUUGAACUCUUUGCUAUUGUAGUGUAAACAUGUCAGAGUGCCAGUAAAACACUUAAACUAUCCAUGGUUUGCUGAUCCUCUUCUUUCCAGCUUGAGAAUAAGAUUACAGUCCUAAGGUUUCAGAAGUGUCAUCUUGUGAUUUCAGAAUAAGUUUUUAUAACCGAUAGCAUGCAGGAAACUAAUUUGGGACAGGACUGUAAGUAGUACUCAUUUAAUUUCACUAUAAAAAUACUUAACAAAAAUUAGUCUGUGAUCUUGAGGUCCUUUACUCUGGCCAUUUUCCCACCCUGUCCUCCACUCCAAUGCCUGUUCUGUAUGUGGUUUUUGGAGCACCAGCCAACUGUACAAUAGCUGUUAUAAAAGUGUUUAUUGUUUACCAAAACCAGUGAACCAUUUAUCAAAUGCUGCUUGGUAACAAAAUCUUAUCACUGUUUGAUAAAAAAGAAAAUUAAAGGAAGAAAGCUAA